This is a messenger RNA of Rosa chinensis, 1233 nucleotides long. Its product is annotated as DCN1-like protein 4. The record is from RefSeq and is a predicted model, not a curated record. Gene Ontology annotation, cellular component: ubiquitin ligase complex. Lineage: Eukaryota; Viridiplantae; Streptophyta; Magnoliopsida; Rosales; Rosaceae. The coding region runs from base 160 to 780 and encodes 206 amino acids. Gene Ontology annotation, molecular function: ubiquitin conjugating enzyme binding; cullin family protein binding; ubiquitin-like protein binding. Gene Ontology annotation, biological process: positive regulation of ubiquitin-protein transferase activity; protein neddylation. The transcript is spliced from 9 exons.
AGCCCCAAUAUCAAUCCCACCUCUUCUCUUUUUCUCUCUCUCUGUCUCUCGCUUUGAGCGACCAUCCUUGACAGAGCUCUUGAGCGACGAGGCUUCUGGGGCUCGCUUGCUCUCGACUCUCUUUCUCUGUUUUCUCUGGUGUCUUUUUCCGUCGCCAAGAUGAGACGCUCCGCCAUUAAAGCAGCUUCUAAAGAGUUGGAACGGAUUGAUAAUGUGUUCUAUACCUAUGCAAAUACAACUUCUGGUUUGAUUGACCCAGAGGGAAUUGAACGUCUUUGUUCAGAUAUGGAAGUUGACCCUACAGAUGUAAGGGUCUUGAUGCUUGCCUGGAAAAUGAAGGCUGAAAAACAGGGAUUCUUUACCCUGGAAGAGUGGCGAGUUGCACUUAAAGCAUUAAGGGCGGAUAGUUUAAGUAAAUUAAAGAAGGCACUUCCAGAGCUAGAGAAAGAGGUCAGGAGGCCAUCAAACUUUGUGGAUUUCUAUUCCUAUGCAUUCAGAUAUUGCUUAACAGAGGAGAAACAGAAGAGCAUAGAUAUAGAGAGCAUAUGCCAAUUGUUACAUAUUGUUUUAGGAUCUCAAUACCAAGCGCAGGUUGACUCAUUUGUAGAGUACUUAAAGACUCAGAAUGAUUACAAAGUCAUAAACAUGGAUCAAUGGAUGGGGUUUUACCGAUUUUGUGAUGAGAUAAGUUAUCCAGACCUUAGCAACUACGAUCCUGAACUUGCAUGGCCUUUGAUCCUUGACAAUUUUGUUGAAUGGGUGCGAGAAAAGCAGAGCUAGAGCUGAUGAUUCUUGGUCAACUUCAGUCUCUGCUAAAAACAACAAUUCCUCCUGAAGUACUCUUCGUUCCCACUUUUCCCAGUUCGGCCCAAUAUUCUGUGGCUGCGUUGACGUACUUACCUAUAUUUCUAGAGUGAAUUGGCCUUUUUGCAGGACAUUGGAUGGCCCCAGGGAUUUUAUUUUGGUUCUCUUUUUCUCUUCCAAAUAUGAAUAGCUUCCUCAAAGUGCUUGGCUUUGGAAAUUGUAUGUUUGUGAUAUGAUUGUUCUUGGGAAAGCCUUGUUAAAUGUCACAGCGGCUUCCAUAAUUAAUUCUGUUGAAUAUUCAAUUAAUUGCUCAAAGUUUCUUGAGCGAAUGGUGUUAAGGCCGCUGAACUACGCUAUCUUAGUGUGAAGCGAUUGUAUCAUGAAUGUGUUUGAUAGAAUAAAAGACACUUUCGAAUUUCCUGCCAAUAA